CCGUCCCCGUUUCUCCCACAGAAACCCCCAGCUACAAGCCUUACAGUAUAUACAUAUACAUUUGACGUACCGGCAGCCGCUCUCUGUCCUGCAUACCUCUCUCUCCUUCGCCCUCAAGAGUAUUGUCAUCCAAUCGCCCCUGUAUCCGUUUCCUGUGCGACCGAGUCUCCGACCCGUCACGUUCGCUGUCUUCCUCGCUCAACCCUUAUCCUCACCGGAGCUCCUUUCGCUAUUACCUCUCCCUGGGACAGAAUGUUUGGAGGCUACUACGACGAUGAUCAUGGCCAAGCGCUGGGUUUCGGGACUCGACAGGGGUCUUUCACCGAGACCUAUCGCUGCUACUCUGCUGCAAUGAUGCAAACUCGCACGGAACGGCCCGAGUUUUUGUAUGGUGGGAAGAUUGUGAUGCCUCAAUCGGCUUUCAUCAAGCUUUCUGCACUGCACAUCAGCUGGCCAAUGCUGUUCCAGCUCAAGAACACCGCACAAGACCGAACAUCACACUCGGGCGUCCUCGAGUUCACAGCCGAAGAAGGACGUGUCUACCUCCCGCAAUGGAUGAUGCAGACACUCUUGCUGCAAGAAGGACAAUUCAUCGAGAUCAAAAACGUUGAGCUCCCAUUGGGAACGUUCGUCAAGAUCCAGCCCCAGUCAGUGGACUUCCUCGACAUCACCGACCCGAAAGCGGUGCUGGAACAGGCCUUACGGAACUUCUCGACCCUCACCGUCGGCGAUAUCAUUACCUUUAGCUAUAACGACAAACUAUACGAUAUCCUUGUCCUAGAAAUCAAACCAAAUGGACCUGGUAUCUCGAUCGUCGAGACAGAUUUGGAAGUCGAUUUCGCGGCGCCGCUUGGGUACGUCGAGCCUACUCCAAUGGGAAGGCCCGGACAAGCUGUAUCAGCCGCGACACUGAAGGGAAGCACAACGAGCAUAGCGCAGCAUGCCGUAGCCGACGAUAUCGGCUUCAAGCCAUUUGCUGGGAAGGGACAGAAUCUCGGUGGGAAGGGACCUGUGAGUGGUGGUGGUGGCAGCAGCAGCGGUGGGGCGAAAGAAGAUACCCGCGAAAACGACAUUGCGGACACCAACAUCCCGGCGGCGCUGAGGUUACCCGCUGGCAAAUUGUUUUUCGGAUACCCCGUCGUGCCUGUGAAAAAGGUCUCGGAUGGUACCGAAGCGGCUGGUGACAACUCAAAGCCGUCCGGGGGUGGGCCGUCGGCGUUCACGGGUGCGGGUCAUACGUUGAAGGCUGCGAAGAAGGGAACUUCGCCUGCGGGAUCGUCCUCAUCGUUGGGACCGAGACCGCCGUCUAGUAGUGGGAGUAGCAGCAAACGACCAAAGUAGGCCUUUCAAAGGCUCGUGAGGGAGGUGAUACAGGAGGGUGGUAGUUACGGGAAGACUGUACUAUAAGCGCAUCAGUGGGUGGUUCUGCUGUUUAUACGGUGUAUUCUGUAUCAGAUCCUUGUCAACGGAAAAAUAUGUACAUACGUUUGUGAGUCUGUGUGUGUGUGGAACAUCAAGCCC
Molecule: messenger RNA, 1521 nt
Organism: Fimicolochytrium jonesii
Lineage: Eukaryota; Fungi; Chytridiomycota; Chytridiomycetes; Spizellomycetales; Powellomycetaceae
Product: ubiquitin fusion degradation protein UFD1-domain-containing protein
Exons: 4
Coding region: 253-1341 (362 amino acids)
Cellular component (GO): VCP-NPL4-UFD1 AAA ATPase complex
Molecular function (GO): polyubiquitin modification-dependent protein binding
Source: RefSeq, a predicted model, not a curated record